Messenger RNA from Hyalella azteca, 1930 nucleotides. It is a transcript of the gene Ns1, whose product is annotated as guanine nucleotide-binding protein-like 3 homolog. Lineage: Eukaryota; Metazoa; Arthropoda; Malacostraca; Amphipoda; Hyalellidae. The coding region runs from base 151 to 1890 and encodes 579 amino acids. Gene Ontology annotation, molecular function: GTP binding. The record is from RefSeq and is a predicted model, not a curated record. The transcript has 11 exons.
UCCGCAAGGGAGUGUUGCCGAUGCACUUGCCAAGUGUGAAGUGUUGCUUUCGUAUUCGUAAACAGUAAAGUUUUCGUAAACAGUGCCGGCAGACUUCCAGUCCCAGAUAAUCGUCAUACACUCUAUUCUUACUUAGCUAUAUACAGAAAAAUGAGGAAAAAAAAUACCAGUGACCGCAAGACGCUUAAAAGCAAGUACACCAACAUCAAAAAGAAGAAGCAGCGCCGCAUCAAGAUACGCAGAGACCAGAAGAAAAAUCCUAACAAGUAUCAUAAAAAGAAGGCUGAUCCUGGUGUUCCUAAUGCGGCCCCAUUUAAAGUUGACAUCAUUAAUGAGAAGCAGCAGUUUUUGGAGCAGCAGAGCCAAGACCUUGCCAGAAAUAAAGCUAUUAUUCAUGAAGCUCGAGCUAAAUGGAGGGAAGAAAAACUUGCAGUCAAGCGCAAACUCACUGAUGUACUCAAGCUGCCAAAACCCACACAUAAUAAGGAUGCUGACAAAUUAUCUGAAACAAUGAACAAUGAGCCCCAGUCACCAGAGACUGAGCAUCUAAGUGACAAUGAAAAUAUGCAGCCUAUUUUGGAUGAUGGCACCCUAAUGAUUCGUGAAGAACAGAAAACCGCGUCAGCCAUUGCUGAAGCUGCCAAACUCAAGGCACAAGAAUUUAACCAUCGCGUUGCAAUGGCCAAAAAUGAACAGGAAAGAAUUGAAGAUGCUCGCAUGCUUCCAUGGAGUAGCCGCACGCGGUACAACGAAGUAAAAAAGGUUAUUGAAGAGGCUGAUAUUUUGUUGGAAGUGUUGGACGCCCGGGAUCCGCUGGGUACACGUUGCUCUCCACUUGAGGCUUUAAUUCGCUCAUAUCCAAACAAGAAGCUUGUAUUUGUGCUCAACAAAGCUGACCUGGUGCCUAAGAACAACUUGGAGGCGUGGCUCAGCUACCUUAGGGCAGAGGCUCCAACUGUACCCUUCAGAGCUGCCAUUCAGCAGAAGUCUCUGCAGAGUGCUUAUAAGAGGAUGGUGCACCUGGGCCAAGAAACUUUACGCACAGGCAAGAGUAUGGGCUGUGACGUUCUACUGCAGCUUCUCAAGAACUACGCUAGGUCGUUUAGUGACGCAGGUGCCGUUGUAGGCGUCGUUGGGCUCCCCAACGUCGGGAAGAGCAGCAUUAUCAACAGCCUUAAAAAGCUCAAGACCUGCCAAGUCUCAGCCACUGCCGGCAGCACCAGAUCCAUGCGUCUGGUGAAACUGGACGCUAAGAUGCAUCUGAUCGAUAGUCCUGGUGUAGCAAUCCCUAGUAGGGAAAUGUCCGCCGUCGAGGCAACCUUAAAGAACGUCGUCAAUUUGAAUCACGUCAAGGAUCUGCUUUCACCUGCAUUGGAGAUAUUCAAGCGUUCGGACCCUAUGGCGUUGUCACUGUUCUAUGGGGUACGGAAGGUAGAUGAUGGUGAAAUGUUCCUGUCGUUAAUUUCAAAGAAGGCUGGCAAAUUCAACAAGGAUGGAGUUUCAAGUAUCGAAGCAGCUGCACAGAAAUUACUUCAUGACUGGAAUCAUGGCGCGUUGCGGCACUACACUGAGCCUCCUAAGCGCGCUGACCCCGAGGUGCAGUCACGUAUCGUGCCCAACGCCUUGGCUGCGGACGUCGCCGAUAAGGAAGCAGCCUUCAUGGAGUUGUUGAGUGAAGGAAAACCAUCAGUCUCUGUCAAGUUGGACAGCAGCGCUCCUGUGCAGAUUUUGUGGGGCUUAAAUGAGGACCAAACUCUCGAGACUAACGACAGCAUGGCUGAAGACACUGACGAUGACGAUGCAGAUGAGGAGGCAGAAGCCGGCGACACCAGCGAUGACUUCCAAGAUGCCACCGAAUCGCAGUCUGACCAGGAGCCCAUGGACACCUAAAAAUGAUUGUUAUCGCCACUAUUAUGAUUGAAGUUGUGAA